ACCCCUGCCCCUCCUUGGUGGUGGCCUCCCGAACUUGCGCAACGAGAUGCUCCACUCAUGGCGGAAUCUGUAUCCUGGAUCCCGAUCUUCUUAUGAAUCCUUGUUGAUGGCAAGGAACAUACUACAUGGCCAAGUAAAACGGGUUAAGCUGAAUCGGCCCAGCCACCUUCCUUAUCUCAGCGAUUUUUUCUGCACCUCUGGUCAUACUCCGGGCGAUCCGGACGAACAAGUUGGUAUCACCAAAGGGAAAGCUAGAGCAAAAACGAGGAAGGAAACCAUGAAAGGAAAUGUAUCAGCGGCCACUGUAAUUGAAAAUAGUAGCCAUCGCGACGGGUCUAUAUACAAGAACUCUUGUCUCGACGUAUGUCGUGUUAAAAACCGUGCUGAGACACAAUUGGAGCCAAUGAUGUUAUCAGAUCCUGUUGAUUGCUUUCCUGAUCGGAGAAGGUGUUGUCUUCAUUUUGUAUCUGACAUGAUGCAAAUUUUCUCACUAAAAUUGGCUAAAGUUCCCAACAACGCAAGUUCGAUACAAUUAUAUGGAUAUAUAGCAGCACGGGAUUUUCUGGACAACUCACUUAAUUACAUUGUCAAUCGUAGCAGGGACAAUUCCUUUACGGUGCGACAGGGUUCUCUCAUUGAGAUGACUGGCCCUAAGAGGGGCAUCACAAUGACCUGUGCUGUUCUAGUUGAGUAUGACAUGAGGGUCAAGAACGGAGAGCAAGAAGAAGAUGAUCUACAAUUAAUUGAUGGUGCAACAGACUUCAGUGAAGUAACCACACCUUCUGUUCCAUUCAUGAAUCGCAUUAAUGGCGAUUAUGGUGCUGUUGACAUCACUUUAGCACGCGUUGUCAAUGCAGUGGAGGCGACAAUAGAUGUUAUCAUAUCAGAAGUGCAGGGUGGAUUCAGUUUAUCUCUCAGUUCGUUUGUCAUUGUCGGUGGGGUCCGUCAGGGAAUUGAGCUGUUUCAUGAUAUUAUUGGUGAGUCAUGUGUCCUAACAAAAAGGCAUGUGAUUGCCGUAGAGAUGGAUAGUUGGAUGCAUUUGAAGCUCAAAAUAGGUCAGAAAGGCUUUAAAAAUGAUGAUCUGGAACGUUAUUGUCGCUUCAAAGCAGACAUCCAUGGAUGUGCACGUCGACAAAUAAUGCUUGAGCAUGCCUCUAUCUUGCUGAAGGUGACUUGGUCGGCUCUGCCACCAUAAAGCUGUCGUGUUUAGUGUUCAAAUUUGAGUUGGAUUACUUGAUCUUGCAC
Messenger RNA from Triticum dicoccoides, 1245 nucleotides. RefSeq lists its product as uncharacterized. Bases 47 to 1195 code for a protein of 382 amino acids. Lineage: Eukaryota; Viridiplantae; Streptophyta; Magnoliopsida; Poales; Poaceae. The record is from RefSeq and is a predicted model, not a curated record. The transcript is spliced from 4 exons.